Molecule: messenger RNA, 5699 nt
Organism: Camellia sinensis
Lineage: Eukaryota; Viridiplantae; Streptophyta; Magnoliopsida; Ericales; Theaceae
Product: Pentatricopeptide repeat (PPR) superfamily protein
Biological process (GO): carbohydrate metabolic process
Molecular function (GO): hydrolase activity, hydrolyzing O-glycosyl compounds; protein binding
Source: RefSeq, a predicted model, not a curated record
AAGGCUAUCCGAUCCACAUUUGUACCCAAAAAAAAAUCCAACCUGUCUCUCUCAAUCGAUAGAUUACAGAGAGCGAAACUAACAGAACAACCCGCCAAAAUGAAAUAUCUAUUGGUACCCCUCUCUCUCUCUCUCUCUGUGUGUUCAUCUGCUCUGAUCUACAAUAAACUGCAUAAACCAAUCUCCAAAACCCUUUUCCAUAAACCAUAGAGAAAGAAAACAUGGCAUGCACUGGAGUGCUGGUUAUUGCUACACCACCAUUACAAUCAACCACAAAAUCUAAGGUAUACACUCCUACUUCUUGCUCUUUGGAUUGCUCUUCAUCAUCAUCUUCAUCUUCAUCUUCAUCUACUGAACCUGAAAUUACCAAGAAAUUUAGAUACAGCAGGGCCUCUCCUUCUGUGAGAUGGCCCCAUCUCAAACUCACCGAUACCCAUCACAAUUCACCUCCUUCCCAAUUCAUUGUCGCCUCUCCUCCGCCGACCCAUGUCGUCGACGAUGUGAAUCUUCUGGUAAAAACCAAAGAUUUCGAGGAAACCCAGAACGGGGAUGUAUUGGAGUCUCUGAAUGCUAAUGAUGAAACCCUAGAGGUUUUGGGUAGGCCUAGCAGGACUAGGGCAAAGAAAAUGACCAAAUUAGCCUUGAAGAGGGCUAAAGAUUGGCGACAGAGGGUUCAAUUUUUAACGGAUAGGAUAUUACAGUUGAAAUCAGAGGAGUUUGUGGCCGAUGUGUUGGAUGAUCGGAUCGUGCAAAUGACUCCCACUGAUUUCUGUUUUGUAGUGAAAUGGGUUGGGCAAUCGAGUUGGCAACGCGCUCUUGAGGUUUACGAGUGGUUGAAUCUUCGGCAUUGGUACUCUCCUAAUGCCCGAAUGCUAGCAACAAUUCUGGCUGUACUAGGCAAGGCCAAUCAAGAAGCCUUAGCUGUGGAAAUUUUUUCUAGGGCAGAGCCUGGGGUGGGUAACACUGUCCAAGUUUACAAUGCAAUGAUGGGUGUCUAUGCUCGGAAUGGUCGGUUCAAUAAGGUUCAGGAAGUGUUUGAUUUAAUGAAGGAGAAAGGGUGCGAACCAGACCUUGUGAGUUUCAAUACUUUGAUAAAUGCACGCCUCAAAUCGGAGUCCAUGGUACCAAACUUGGUGAUUGAGCUUCUAAAUGAAGUGAGAAAGUCAGGUCUUCGACCUGAUAUAAUUACUUACAACACACUUAUAAGUGCUUGUUCCCGCGAGUCCAAUUUGCAGGAAGCGGUAAAGGUUUACAAUGAUAUGGAGGCAUACAAAUGCCAACCUGAUUUGUGGACAUAUAAUGCCAUGAUUUCAGUUUGUGGACGAUGUGGCCGGUCUGGCAGGGCUGAACGGCUUUUUAGGGAAUUGGAGUCAAAAGGGUUUUUCCCAGAUGCAGUAACGUAUAAUUCUCUACUCUAUGCAUUUGCUAGAGAAGGGAAUAUAGAGAAGGUACAGGAAAUCUGUGAAGAUAUGGUGAAAAUGGGGUUUGGAAAGGAUGAGAUGACUUAUAACACGAUCAUCCACAUGCAUGGGAAGAAUGGGCGGCAUGAUUUAGCUUUACAACUUUACAGAGACAUGCAAUCAUCAGGCCGAAGUCCUGAUGUGGUCACAUAUACCGUUCUUAUUGAUUCACUCGGGAAAGCAAAUAUGAUGGAAGAGGCUGCUGAUGUGAUGACAAAGAUGCUUAAUGCAGGUGUUAAACCCUCUUUGCGGACUUACAGUGCAUUAAUUUGUGGGUAUGCAAAGGCUGGAAAGCGAGUGCAAGCUGAAGAGACGUUUAAUUGCAUGCUGAGGUCUGGGAUUAAACCAGAUCAUUUAGCAUAUUCAGUUAUGCUGGAUGUCCAAUUGAGGUCUAAUGAGACCAAGAAGGCAAUGGCCUUUUAUCGUGAAAUGGUCCGUAAUGGUUUCACUCCAGAUCAAUCCCUUUAUGAGGUUUUGCUUCAUGCACUCGGAAAAGAGAACAAAGAGGAAGAUAUUCAAAAAGUGGUCAAGGAUAUGGAAGAAUCGUGUCGUUUGGAUCCACAAAUCAUUUCAUUUAUUCUUGUCAAGGGGGAAUGCUAUGAUUAUGCAGCUAAAUUGUUGAAACAGGCUAUCAUGCAGGGUUAUGAUUUGGACCAUGAGAACUUAUUGACUAUUUUGAGUUCAUAUAGUUCAUCAGGAAGAUACUUAGAAGCACUGCAAUUGCUAGAUUCUGUGAGAGAGCAUGCACCAAGAUCCCAUCAAUUGAUAACCGAAGCUGCGAUUGUUAUUCAUUGUAAGGCUCAUCAAUUGGAUGCUGCCUUGGAUGAAUACAGUAAAACUAGGGGGUUAAGUAAAUUUCAUGGGAGUCCGUCCAUGUACGAGUCCCUUAUUAAAUGCUGUGAAGAGACUGAACUGUUUGCCGAAGCUUCUCAGGUGUUCUCCGACAUGACAUUUAAUGGAGUAGAACCUUCUCAGAAUGUCUGUGAAAGUAUGGUGCUUAUGUAUUGUAAAAUGGGCUUCCCCGAGACGGCUCAUCAUUUGGUUGAUCAGACGGAAGCAGAGGGCAGUCUAUUUGAUGAUAUCUCCAUUUAUGUUUCGCUUAUUGAGGCUUAUGGCAAGUUGAAGCUACUUCAGAAAGCUGAGAGUUUGGUGGGGAUUCUUAGACAGAGAUUCAGUACAGUGGAUCGUAAGGCUUGGAAUGCACUAAUACAGGCUUAUGCUGCAAGUGGUUGCUAUGAGAAGGCAAGAGCUGCUUUUAAUACAAUGAUGAGAGACGGUCCUUCCCCAACUUUGGAUACCAUUAACGGUCUCAUGCAAGCUUUGAUUGUUGACGAGAGAUUAAAUGAGCUCUACGUGGUAAUUCAGGAGUUGCAAGAUAUGGGUUUUAAGAUUAGUAAGAGUUCCAUUCUUUUGAUGCUCGAUGCAUUUGCCCGGGCUGGGAACAUAUUUGAGGUGAAGAAAAUAUAUCACGGAAUGAAGGCUGCAGGUUACUUGCCUUCCAUGCAUCUCUAUAGAGUUAUGAUUGAACUAUUUUCGAAGGGGAAACGAGUAAGGGAUGUUGAGGCCAUGGUUUCUGAGAUGGAUGAAGUGGGAUUCAGGCCUGAUCUUUCGAUAUGGAACUCCAUACUGAAAUUAUAUACAGAAAUCAAGGAUUUUAGAAAGACAGUGAGAGUAUACCAGCAGAUUCAAGAAGCUGGGCUUCAACCAGAUGAGGAGACUUACAAUUCUUUAAUAUUGAUGUAUUGUAGGGAUUGCAGACCAGUGGAAGGUUUGCAGCUGAUGCAUAAAAUGAAAAGUCUAGGUUUGAACCCUAAGCUGAACACAUACAAAAGCCUGAUUGCCGCAUUUGGCAAGCAACAAAUGGUGGAACAAGCUGAAGAAGUGUUUGAAGGACUGCGAUUGGAAGGAUAUAAACUUGAUCGCUCUUUUUAUCAUAUAAUGAUGAAAAUAUUUAGAAGCUCUGGAGAUCAUUCUAAAGCUGAAAAGCUACUAAUCGUGAUGAAAGAAGCAGGAGUGGAACCCACCAUUGCUACAAUGCAUAUGCUGAUGAUCUCGUAUGGCAGCUCAGGGCAACCCAUUGAAGCGGAGAAAGUGCUUAAUAAUUUGAAAUUAACAGGUGCAAAUCUUACAUUACCUUAUAGUUCAGUCAUUGACGCUUAUCUCAAGAACGGAGAUUAUAACAUUGGAAUUCAAAAGCUCCAAGAGAUGAAGGAAGAACAUCUAGAGCCAGACCACAUGAUAUGGACUCAGUUUAUUAGGGCUGCAAGUUUAUCUCGGAGCACAAAUGAAGCCAUAAUUUUGUUAAAUGCUAUAGGAGACGCUGGUUUUGAUCUUCCCCUCAGGCUUCUGACACAGAAAUCUGAGUCAAUAGUCUUGGAAGUAGAUCAGUAUCUUGAGAAACUGGAACCUAUAGAAGAUAAUGCAGCUUUUAAUUUUGUUAAUGCUUUGGAAGAUCUAUUGUGGGCAUUUGAACUCCGGGCCACUGCUUCAUGGGUUUUUCAACUGGCAAUAAAGAGAAGCAUUUAUCAGCAUGAUGUGUUCAGGGUAGCUGACAAGGACUGGGGGGCUGAUUUCAGAAAGUUGUCUGCUGGUGCAGCUCUUGUUGGUCUUACUUUAUGGCUUGACCACAUGCAAGACGCAUCGCUGGAGGGUUUCCCGGAGUCUCCCAAAUCUGUUGUACUGAUUACCGGGACCUCAGACUACAACAACGUUUCCUUGAACAGCACAUUGAAGGCCUACCUUUGGGAAAUGGGUUCCCCGUUUCUGCCCUGUAAAACAAGGAGUGGGCUCCUUGUUGCAAAAGCACACUCCCUUCGAAUGUGGUUGAAGGACUCACCAUUUUGCUUGGACCUUGAGUUGAAAAACAGCCCCAAUCUCCCAGAGGUAAACUCAAUGCAGCUCGUUGAAGGAUGUUAUAUUAGACGUGGCCUUGUUCCUGCUUUCAAGGACAUAAAUGAGAAGCUCGGGCAAGUGAGGCCAAAGAAAUUUGCAAGGCUGGCUUUGCUUCCAGAUGUGAAAAGAAACAAAGCUAUUCAAGCUGAUAUAGAUGGGAGGCAAGAGAAGUUGGCGAAGUUAAAAAAUAUUGGAGUCUCGAGGAUGAAGAAGACCAAGAAGUUCGGAAAGAAAAAAUUUGUUAGGAGGAGCAUGAUUUCAGAAAGAAAGAACUGAGGUGCCUCAUGAAUUAUAAGUGCUCGAUGUUUUGGUUCUAGUGCACGUUGAAGAGGAUCAGCACGUAGAUGCUUGAUGAAGAGUUUCUAAUCAAGCAUAUUCACACCUCCCUCAAAUCCCAUCUGGAAGGAUCAUAUUUACACUCCUCUUUUGUUGGCCUGACUUCGCGGUUUGGGGUGCCAGAGACACGGCUAUUGUAGACUUGGUUGUUGAUAUUGCAGGAGCAAUAUGCCCAUUACUUUCAUGGAUAUUCACCACCCAACUAAUUAGGUGUUUUUGGACAUCACAGAAACUCCAUUGCCUAAAAAUUUUGACGGGUAUGUAGCCGGAGAGGGACCAGUUUCUGCGGCUGAGUAGUUUGACAUGAGUUGCUCUGCGCUGAAUGCUACAAUAAUCUCUGGAAAUUGCCUGCCUUGUGAAGUAAAAUUCUAAAUGAGGCCUUAAACAAGGCGUCUUGGCCACCUGGAGUUUUGAUGGUAUUCUUCAAGCCACUGUGCUGUGGCUUUCAGACAUGGUAUUUGUGAUAAAUUACAAGACUGCUUACUAGGAUUUUAAAUAUCGGCCGACACAUCACUGUAUCGGCGAUACUAAUAUGUAUCUGGAUACUAUUAUUAAAAAUUAUGCCCCAACCUUGCUUCUAAUACAGUAAGCAAUAAUCCCCACCCCCCUCUCCAGAAAUGAGUUAGUAGAAUCAUUUGAUUGUUGUUGUGUUGUAAAAUUGUAAAAUUGUAAAAUUGUUGACGAUAGGCUCUUCUAGAUACUAAUGUGACCCAGUGAAAGAUUUGUAUGGACUGUUAGUCCAGAAGAAUUUAGUGAAUGCCCAUGUAGGGGGUACCAAGCAAAAGAAAAUAAAAGCAUGUGUAGAGCCAAAUACAGAAGCACACAGCACAGCCAAACAAUAAGACCCUUUGUAGCCAAACUGGUGGCUGAGAAGUAGGCAUAUAUGAGUUAAUUGUAUUUCAUUGUGUUUGGAAUUUAAAUGUAAUUUCAGAUGAAAAGGAAAAAGCUUUGCAUCUCUGCUGCUUCUUUUGUUCAUUAGUAUUGGGUUUAUUCAAGUGAAUCCUGUUGUUA